UCUAUAGCCGAAGGAGCACAAUUUAACGAGCGAUAAAUAUUUAACCUUUCCGGUUUCAAAAUUGAAAGUUAACGCUGUAAAAAAAAUACGGAAAGAUGAAUGUACUAACGAAUAUUUCCUUAUUAAAUAAUUUUAACAAGUUUUGUCUGCGUCUUUUCAGAAAUUUAAGAACUGCCCCUACAGAGACAUCCUUUACCAACAGAAGUCAUUUAUGUGGUGAGCUGCGUUCACAUAAUGCUGGAGAAAAUGUAACACUAUGUGGUUGGCUACAGUUUCACAGACUGAAUGGGGCAUUUAUUGUGCUACGGGACUGGUGUGGGUCGGUGCAGCUUAUCUUGCCCAAAAAUAUUAUUGAAGAAUAUAAAAGUCUUCCUCUGGAGUCAGUCCUGGAAGUGAAGGGAACAGUGUCACUAAGGCCCCAAGGCUUGGAAAAUAAGAAAAUGGCUACAGGAGAUAUAGAGGUCAAUGUCAGUGAAUUGAAACUAUUAAACAUGUGUAUGUCCUCAUUACCUUUUGAAGUGCAAAGUUUUAAUCAGGUGAAAGAGUCAUUAAGGAUAAAGCAUCGUUACUUAGAACUGCGUCUGCCACACUUACAACAGGUGCUAAGGCUGAGAUCCAAAUUUGUCAUGUCAGUCCGGGAUUAUUUAGCAAAUAAAAAUGGUUUUGUGGAAGUUGAGACCCCUACACUGUUUAGAAGAACACCAGGUGGGGCAAGAGAAUUUGUGGUCCCUACUCACACGCCUGGAAAAUUCUACAGCUUGCCACAAUCACCUCAGCAGUUCAAACAGCUUCUCAUGGUGGGUGCUCUGGACCGCUACUUUCAGAUUGCUAGGUGCUACCGUGAUGAAGGUACCAAGCCUGACAGACAGCCAGAAUUCACGCAGAUUGAUUUGGAAAUGUCUUUUGUGGAUCAAGAAGGUGUCAUAUCAUUGAUUGAAGAUAUGCUGCAGGAGGCUUGGCCUGAAGAGUGUGGACCUAUCACACUGCCAUUUCCCAGACUCAACUACCAUGAGGUCAUUACCUCUUAUGGGGUGGAUAAACCUGACCUUAGAUUUCAAUGGAAGAUAUUACAUUUGAAGCCAGAGCAUUUUGAUUCAGUACAAGGAAUCUUUCAGAAGUACCUUACAAGUGAAGGUCUUACUCUUCAGGUUUUGAGGAUACCUGAAGGAGCUAAACACUUGUCCAAUAAAGAAGUGGAGGAGAUCAAAACAGCUUCAUCUCUCAAAGUGGCUGAUGACUCGGUGAAAGUGUUUCAAUGCAAGAUCAAAGAAGAUGGCUCCUGGAGCUCUGGGCUAUCUCGACACCUUGAUGAUACUUCUAGGUGCCGCAUUAACAGCCUAAGUGGAGCAGAACCAGGGGAUUUGUUAAUCUUUGCAGGAGGACCCAAAUUUAAUCCACAUUUAAUUCUGGGUCAGAUUAGACUAAACACUGCUAACUUGUUGGAAUCUAAAGGAAUCAAAGUUAGAGAAGAUGGAUUCCAAUUCCUGUGGGUUGAUAAUUUCCCUUUGUUUCUACCAAAAGAAAAUGGAGGUGAAGGCCUUGAGUCUGCUCAUCAUCCUUUCACAGCACCACAUUCUGAAGACUUAAAUCAUCUAUACAGUAAGCCAGAACUAGUCCGUGGCCAGCACUAUGACCUGGUGUUGAAUGGCAAUGAGAUAGGAGGAGGGUCAAUACGUAUUCAUGAUUCUAAAUUACAGCGAUAUAUUCUCUCAGACAUUCUGAAGGAGGAUAUAAGUGAAUUAGAACAUUUAUUGUUUGCUUUAGACUGUGGUGCUCCUCCACAUGGUGGUAUAGCUUUAGGUCUAGAUCGGCUAAUUGCCAUCAUGUGUAAGAAAGACUCUAUUCGUGAUGUCAUAGCAUUCCCCAAAAUAAUGGGUGGAAAAGACCCUCUGAGUGAUUCCCCUGCCUCUAUUUCUCAGGCUGAUAUGGAUUAUUAUCACUUAAAGCUGAAGACACAAGAUGGCCACUCGGAAUGAAAGUGUUUGAUUGUCUUGCAUGAUGGAGUGAAUGGUAUCUCACAUGUCAUUGGACAAAAUGAUUUUACACUGUGAUGAUUUAUGAAACAUUGAUACACAUUUUUAGAAUACAACUGUCAAAAAAACAAACUUUCUCGUUCUAUAUGAACAAAAGUGUCAUGGAGAUCCUAGUAUAUAGGAUGGCAGGUUCACUUAAAGUAACUAAGAAAGCUGAGAUAGUAUGUUACUAGGAGGAGGAGGGUUGAUAUCACCCAGUAUGUCAACCCUUGUCUUACAAAUGUGUGCUGAACAUGAGGCCAACACAAAUGUUAUCAUUUGCCACCAGGGUCAUCCAAUCCAUGACAUCUUUAUCAGUAGUAUUAAAUAAACAAACAAAACAAAAGAUAAAGCCAUUUCUAUAGUUUUAAUCUCCUUGUAUUGUCCAACAAAUAUGUUACAUUUGAACACAUUUAUAAUUCUAUUCCUCUGUCAAAUAAAUCAAAUGUAAACACCUGUGGUAAAAGAGCAUUGAGGCUUAUUGAUAAGUAACUUGAGUACAAGACAUUUUGGGAAAUAUCUGCUACAUGAGAAACUCCUUUAAUGUUAGACUCACAGAGAAAUGAAGCUGACUUAAUCUGGGCUAAACCUUCAAGAGAAACUUUUUAUGUUUUUUAAAGCAACUUACACAAAUAAGUAAAAGAGAAAAAAAAGGAGCCAAGAUGGUAAUGGUGACAAUACAAGUUUGGUCAUGAUAAUGUAAAAAACAAUCAUAAAUGAGUAUUUAUAGUAGUGCAAAUUACUCUCUUGUCCUGAGACAGGCAAGUAAACUGCUUCGUCAAUGACAGGCAAGUAAACUGCUUCGUCAAUGACAGGCAAGUAAACUGCUUCGUCAAUGACAGGCAAGUAAACUGCUUAGUCAAUGACAGGCAAACUAGCCUAUACUCCUUUAAAAGAAACCAAUAAGAAAGGAACUAUUUAACCUAUACAUUUUGUCAUAUCUAAAACCUGUGAAAGUCUUACAAACUUGAGGACCUGACUUGGGCAGAUUUUUCUUUUUGUUAGACAUUUGGUUAAAAAAAGGUAAAAAAAAAAAAAGAUUCUUUUAAGUUUCAGUGCCUUAUGUCCAGUCCAUAAAAUAAAUCAAUAAUUAAAUUAUGGCUUUUAUAUACUGCUACUUACAUGCUUAUAGCAUGCUAAGAGCGCUUUGGUCUAAUCUCAGUUGUGGACCAGUGGGGGGAGGGGUAUCUAGGAGAAGGUUUUUACGUGCUGCCUUUAGGCGCUCAGUAAACACAACUCUGCCCGAGUCAGGUGUCGAACCUCGAGCCAAGCCAAGCUAAGUUCAAACGCACUUAGCCUCUCAACCACGCUUCCCAUAUAGUGGAUCUAUUUAGACCACUUUCAGUGGAGAAUGUCAGCUUCCCCAUUCAAGUAGAUGAAUGAUCACCUCUACUUAUUUGAUUAUCUGAAAUUGUAAGAAGUUCAACAUCUAGGGAGAUGACUUACAACUAGUUAAUGGCACACUACUUUUACUGUUCUACUAUAGUGCUAAAACAAGUAUACAAAUUAUGACAAACAUUUUGUACAAUACAUAAUUUACAUGCCCCCCCCCCCUCGUGCCAAACACUGGAGAUAUUUAUUUCUUUAUUUGCUUCCAUUAUGAAAUAGUUCCAUAUAAAAAGAAGAUUUCAUUUAAAAGCACAAAAUUUGCUCUAAUUGAUUAAUUUUCUUUAACUAACUAGUAUACAGCAGCUCUGGAAUGUUAAAGUCACUUUACCUUUGUACAAUUCUAAACAUAGCCUUUGGUGCGAAUAGUAUUACUUAUGAAUAAUCAUACAUAAUGGAUUUUAUUUUAUGAAAUACACAAUAGAUCAUUAAAAACUUUGAAUGAAUUUAA
Biomphalaria glabrata is the source of this 3849-nucleotide messenger RNA. Its product is annotated as aspartate--tRNA ligase, mitochondrial-like. Gene Ontology annotation, cellular component: mitochondrion; cytoplasm. The record is from RefSeq and is a predicted model, not a curated record. NCBI's taxonomy places the organism in Eukaryota, Metazoa, Mollusca, Gastropoda, Planorbidae. The transcript has 18 exons. Gene Ontology annotation, biological process: aspartyl-tRNA aminoacylation. Bases 96 to 1976 code for a protein of 626 amino acids. Gene Ontology annotation, molecular function: nucleic acid binding; ATP binding; aspartate-tRNA ligase activity.